GUCCCGUGUGAACUGCUUUGAACUCCGUCAGAAUCCACCCGCCGAAGCCCUAGAUUUUGGCCCCAGGAUCUAGGUAGAAUAGCUGGAGUCGGCCAAAUCGCUGACUUUCACCGCUUCUGACACUACGCCGCAGCAGAUCCAUACAUGGCGGUAAAAAUUAAACGAAAGCGGAGAGAGCGUUUUACGCUACAUUCGUAUUUUCUCCCAUCGGACGUCCAAUAUCCCAGAGCGAGCGCCAUGCAGCCAUUGACGGAGCGCAAUAGCCGCUAUGUGUCUUAUGUCACUCCUUGGAAGAAUUGCCACCUUUUGCAUGCUACGUAUUCCAAGCCCGAUUAUAUCACAGACGACAUCAUCAACGAAGUGAAGUCCUUCGUUGUCCAGAAAGGCUACUAUCAGGAUCUGCUCUCGGCGCUUAAGGAGGCAGUUUCUCCUGCCAACGCAUACCUAACUGAUAACGACUUGGAGGCUAUAGUGUCCCUUAUGCACGAAAAUGGGACGCGAUGGUUCAAAGCGCGACUGGAGGAUGGCUUACCAUUCCUGUUAAAACCGGCGGAUCUUCAGGAUGACAUGGUGGCAGCCAGGCGUAGGGUGCGAGAUGAGCUUCAGAAUCGAGGGGUCCUUGAAGACAAGGCUGGGGGCGUGGCAGAGGUGUGGUGUAGUAAAUUUCAAGCUGUCGAGCUGCGAGGACGCGUGAUGGGUCAUUGGUCGACCUCUGUGUGCCCUUGGUUGUACGAUAGGCAAAAGGACGCUGCAAAAGAGAAGGCUAUCGUAAAAUUUUUAAACGAAGGCGGCACUUGGAUUGAUCAAAUAAUUACCCACCACCAUGGCAGGUCGGCUCUGUCGAAACUUCGUAAACGUGCUUGGUUUCAUACCGGCAACACUUUCAUUCGUCCCCAAACUGGUGCGAACGUGACUGCUCCCAUCGGGCCCGGUUGUCGCAAGCCUGACGCCGUAUUAAUGGAUACCACGAAGCCCAUCGACUCCAUUGAAUGGGCAGAUGUUAUUUCUGCGCUAGAGAUCAAGUAUCGUAACACCAAGAGUCUCAUGGAGCAAGCAAUAGAAUAUAUGUCAGAGAUCGCGCGACUCGUUCUGACAAAUCAGAUUAAUCGGCGGUACUUCGUGGGUCUGCUCUUGUUGGGUGCUGAUCUCUUCGUGUGCACCUACACUCGGGGAGGAUCGUCUGUGACUCUUCCUAUCGACAUCUAUCACGACGUUGACGAAUUCCUUAAUUGCAUGGCGUGGUUCAAGCACGCCGACUUGGAGUUCCUGGGUUACGACAAGUCUAUUGUAAGACACAGCCGCGGCUUCAAGAUGGCCUUGAAGGGAAAAUCCGAGUCAACGCACGGGACUAUUGCCGAUGUCGUAUCGGUGAUCUACAAUAGCAAUUCCGCCAUUGGCCGAUCUACGAGAAUCCUGGGCCUUACCUACCAACCCUCCUCCGCUGCUGAGAUGGACAACUUGAUUGUGAAGGAUGUGUGGCAGGACAUCCGGAUCGCCUCAGAUGGAGAUAUUCACAAGUUGCUGGAGGAUAGUGGACGUAUCGAUGAGACUCGCAAGCUUUUAGGCAGCGAGUUCCCUGAACGUAUUUUUAAAACGCCUGAAGAGGCCAAACUUACAGAAGAACUGUUCCAGUCCUGGGGCAUUCGGCCGGAAUGGGAUGAUUUGAACUCUGAAGGGAUGCACCCCUGGCAUCUACCCAUACGGGACGAUCGGUUCUCUGUGGAAGCUCUCGAGAUGACGGAUGGCAAUAACGGCCACCAAGCUUUAGACAGCGUGCCCGUCAUUCUACAGGACAUGACUACAGCCAGCGACCCCUUAAUCCACCGUCGCACAGUAUUUCGCACCCCGGCCGUCAAAUGCACUUGGUCAUCUUGAGGCAUGCAGGCGUGGAAUUAUGCACCGCGACA
Suillus subaureus is the source of this 1907-nucleotide messenger RNA. RefSeq lists its product as uncharacterized. Bases 145 to 1875 code for a protein of 576 amino acids. The transcript is spliced from 5 exons. NCBI's taxonomy places the organism in Eukaryota, Fungi, Basidiomycota, Agaricomycetes, Boletales, Suillaceae. The record is from RefSeq and is a predicted model, not a curated record.